Molecule: messenger RNA, 1918 nt
Organism: Ipomoea triloba (trilobed morning glory)
Lineage: Eukaryota; Viridiplantae; Streptophyta; Magnoliopsida; Solanales; Convolvulaceae
Product: L-ascorbate oxidase homolog
Exons: 8
Coding region: 110-1729 (539 amino acids)
Molecular function (GO): copper ion binding; oxidoreductase activity
Source: RefSeq, a predicted model, not a curated record
CAAGCACACACAGAGACAAAACAACAACACGCUCUGAUUUGAUUUCUAUUCUUUCAUUCUUUCCAUUUUUGUAUACCCUGAUUUGGGUUUUCGUUCUUGAGCUCUAAAAAUGGGGAAAAUGGCAUUGCCCUAUUUGGUUUUUGCAGUCUUGGUUCUCUGGAGCUCAUCUGCUGUUGCAGAGGAUGCUUAUAAGUACUACACAUGGACUGCCACUUAUGGAACAGCUUAUCCACUUGGGUUUCCUCAGCAGGUGAUCCUCAUUAAUGGUCAAUUUCCUGGCCCAACAUUGAAUCUUGUCACCAAUGACAAUGUCAUCCUCAACCUCAUCAACAAAUUGGACCAGCCUCUGCUUCUGACAUGGAAUGGUAUUAAGCAGAGGAAGAACUCUUGGCAAGAUGGUGUUUUGGGAACUAAUUGUCCUAUCCCACCAAACUCAAAUUACACUUAUAAGUUCCAGACUAAAGAUCAGAUUGGAAGCUACAUAUACUUCCCAUCAACUUUUAUGCAAAAGGCAAUGGGAGGGUUUGGAGCUCUUAAUGUUUAUGCAAGAUCAGUCAUUCCGGUUCCCUAUCCAAAACCUGAUGGAGAUUUCACUUUACUAAUUGGUGAUUGGUUCAAUGCUAAAAGUCACAAGGAACUGCAGCUACUUCUUGACUCAGGAAAAUCUCUGCCUCGAUACCCGAGUGGACUCCUUAUCAAUGGCAAGAAACAAUCCACUUUCGCGGGUGAUCAAGGGAAAACAUAUAUGUUCAGAAUUUCGAAUGUUGGUUUGAAAACCUCGAUUAACUUCAGAAUUCAAAACCACCAAAUGAAGCUAGUAGAGGUUGAAGGAUCCCAUGUUAUCCAGAAUUUCUAUGAUAAUCUUGAUGUCCAUGUUGGCCAAUCUUUAACUGUCCUUGUCACCUUGGAUCAACCUCCCAAGGACUAUUACAUUGUUGCAUCCACAAGGUUCAGUAGGCGCGUUCUUAGCUCCAAUGCCAUUCUGCACUACACAAACUCUGCCUCUGGUGUUUCUGGCCCGCUACCUCCUCCCCCGAUGGGGCAGAUGCACUGGUCUAUGAAGCAAGCCAGAUCAUUCAGGUGGAAUUUGACAGCAAACGCGGCUAGGCCUAACCCACAGGGCUCUUAUCAUUAUGGGAAAAUCCCGCUGUCAAGGUCUUUCGUGCUGGCUAACUCCGCUCCUAUUAUUGCUGGAAAGCAAAGAUAUGCUGUCAACAGAGUCUCGUACAUCAAUUCAGACACCCCUCUGAAGCUCGCUGAUCACUUCAACAUCUCGGGGGUCUUCGGUCUCAAUUCAAUUCAGAGUUUCCCUUCUGAUGGCUCUCCUUACCUUGCCACAUCUGUGUUGCCUGCUUCCCUGCACGAUUUCAUCGAAAUCGUCUUCCAAAAUAACGAGAACACCAUGCAAUCAUGGCACCUUGAUGGUUACGAUUUCUGGGUAGUAGGAUUCGGCAAGGGAAAAUGGAGCGAAGUUAGUCGAAAGAGAUACAACCUUGUUGAUGCUCCUACCAGGCACACUACACAGGUUUAUCCCAAUUCUUGGACAGCUAUUCUUGUAUCUUUGGACAACCAAGGGAUGUGGAAUUUGAGGUCUGCGAUGUGGGACAGGACAUACCUAGGACAGCAGCUGUAUCUCAGGGUUUACUCUCCAGUUCACAGUCUUUCUAAUGAAUAUGAUAUGCCUCUAAACGCUCUGCUUUGUGGCAAAGCUGCUGGCCGGCAUCCUUAGACUCUGAUUGGUUUCUCGUACAUGUUUACACAAGUCAUGAUAGGUUGACUGUACAAGAUGCUAAUAUGCUUACCAGUCCAACAUUAUUUGCUCCCCACAUCUUGUAACUUGUUAAUUUCUUGUAUAAUGAAUGAUUUGUCUGGUGGAAAUAUAUUAAGGAGUAUUUGGCUUUAUUUAAAUUGCAUUCAA